GGCGGGGCUUUCAGCCGACACAAAUGUUGGCCAGGUGAAUGGGCUCGGUUUGCUCAACACGCACUCAGGUGCGCAAACGAGGCGACUGGGUUUUGUCAUUGACACACCAUGGGAUGAGUUCAGCACUUGUUUUCUGUCCAGCUUCCUGUUCCCGUCAGUGUCUCUCGUCGGGUUGUAUUUAAAGAGGAUACAUGAGAAGAGCUGCCUUGUUGUCUGAAACGUAAAAUGUGCGGCAGGUGAGAGAGAUGCAACAUGGACAGGAAUGGAGCAAAAUGUGACUGCAGGAAGCCAAAGAGUCAGCGAUCACGUCACAAAGCAGCCUGCGUCGGGAACACGGAGGACAAACGGCCUGAGGAUCCGCUUCCUUCCUCUGUAUGCUGCUGCAGACUCCUCCACCCGGAGGAGCUGAGCCCCCGGUUGAGUGUGUGUGUGUGUGUGAAAGGGGACCCCGUCAGCUUCCAUGGCUCACUCGUCAGACCCGUCCCGCAGAGAGAGGACCCCCGGGACUCAAGGGUCACACACGGCUACACGCAACCUCCUACGGAAGAAGGAGCAGCGUCGGCGUGGAAUCCGAUCCUCGUCGCCCAUGGGUCGGGUCAUCCUCAUCAACUCUCCUGUGGAUGGCGGAGACGACAGUGAGGACCUCCACACGAUCACGGUGGAUAAAAGUGUGGACGGCAAGCUGGGCUUCAGCGUGCGGGGAGGCUCAGAACAUGGCCUCAGCAUCUUUGUCAGUAAGGUGGAGGACAACAGCACCGCGGAGGAAGCCGGCCUGCUUGUAGGCGAUAAGCUGGUGGAGGUGAACGGCAUCAGCCUGGAGAGCAUCACGAUGAGCAGCGCCGUGAAGGUCCUGACGGGCAACAACAGGCUGAGGAUGGUGGUCAGGCGUGUCGGCAAAGUCCCCGGCAUUCGCUACUCCAAGGAGAAGACUACCUGGGUGGACUUGAUACACAGGCGUAUGGUGGUGGAGGAGAGCGGACAGACACCUUCGGAGGCGAGCUCGGGAGGCGCCCUCCAAAGGAUCGUCCACCUUUACACCACGUCGGACGACUACUGCCUGGGCUUCAACAUCCGUGGUGGGAAGGAGUUCGGUCUGGGCAUCUACGUCUCCAAACUGGAUCCCGGUGGACUGGCUGAGCAGAACGGGAUAAAGAUGGGGGACCAGAUCCUGGCUGCCAACGGAGUGAGCUUUGAGGACAUCAGCCACAGCAGUGCUGUGGAGGUGCUGAAGAGCCACACACAUGUCAUGCUGACCAUCAAGGAAGCAGGACGAUAUCCCGCUUACAAGGAGAUGGUGGCAGAAUACAGGUGGCUCAAUAAGCUGGCCAAUGGUACACAGAAAUCCUCCUCCCAGGGUUCAGACUCCAACUCCUCAGCCUCCUCUCUGUCGUCUGGGACUCCGGUCAGCUCUCUGAGCGGCCUUUCGCAGGUCAUGUUCCCUCCCAGCCUGCCGUUUGGUUCAGACAUGGUGGAUGUUUGCAUCUCCACUGAGGACCAGAGGUCUGAGUCAGAGCGAACCGAGACCGCCAUCCAGACGGACCUUCCCUCUCACAGGACGGGUGCAGACACCACUCGCAGCCUGGGACCAACCACUCUGCUCAGAGACACCGUGAUCCGUGCAGAGGAGUCCGCAGGGAGGAAGGAGUCCCCCAAGACAGCCGUGCUGCUGGCCCUCAGCAGGCCGAGCCGGCCAAUCAGCAGGUCCCAGAGCCAAGUGACCGUGGCAGAAAUCAAGCAGCAGAAAGAGAAGAAGCAGAAGGGGAAGGACCCAGAGGAGAAGAGCACCCUGCAGCGUUCAAAGACCUUCGUCAACUUGUUAUUCAAGGGUGGACGCAAGAGGGACACCUCCAAGGGGCGCUCCAAGUCCCCGUCCACAGACAAAGCUGGGAAAGACGGACGGCGCGUCACCGCUACGCCAAAUUCAGAGAUGCUUGGAGUGGUGGAGGACAUGGCCUGCAGGCUGCUGACGGAGGAGGAGGUGGCUGCUGUGAUGAAGACGUGCCGAAGGUAUGUGGCCGAGCGCUCAGUGGAGAGCUUGAUACGCCACCUGCUGGUCGUGCUGGACAGACCUGAAAAGCUGCUGCUGCUGAGGGAAGUCAGGAUGCUGCUCCCUCCUUCUGACCUGAGUGAAUUCAACAACAUGGUGACCCCCAUCGAAGGCGAGGCCUACGAUAUCCUCAAGUAUCGUUCAAUCCGAAGUCCUCCUCUUCGCUCUCCAACUUCUGGUCGAGCCCCCAAGCGCCGCCUCAUCACUCCGAUCCCGGAUUACAGAGGAGGCUUUGAGCUCCACAAUGCUGAGGAGGUGGAGAAGGAGAGCCACCUACUGGAAGAGCUGGAGAAGCUCAGCCUGUCUGGGCCCAGGGGUUCCAAGGAGAUACCCCACAUCUCGAGGUCCUUCACCCCGCUGCUGGACAUACCACUGGACGGACAUAACGCAGGGUCCAGAGAACUCAGACCCCCGUCUGCCAGCGCCGUGCUCCCCAACUGGCUGCUGGCUCGCAGCGAUGACUCCCGCCCUCCUCUGCGGACGGACAUCGGCACGAUUCGCUCCGUCCACUUCGACGAAGUUUCACUGCACUCGACUUCAGAAAGGGGAAGGUCCACGUUCAGAAACGGCCACCCCAGGAGCCAAAAGGAACAAAGCGGAGACAGGAGUAAAGACGGCGUGUUCACGCUGCAGAGUGUCGCUCGCAAGAGUCGGCCGUUGUUGUCGCAGGUGUUUGGUUCAAGUCCAGAUCAACAAGUGGGAAGCGACAAGAUGAAUGGACAUCAGGAGUCUUCAGAGAACGGACUCGGUGGCUCUGAGUCCCAACAGGAGUACGCGCUCAAAACUGUCAGCAUCUCCAAGACCAAACAGUCACUGGGCAUCAGUAUAUCCGGUGGGAUGGAGUCGAGGGUUCAGCCGGUGGUGAAGAUCGAGAAGAUCUUUCCUGGAGGAGCUGCUUCCACCUGUGAAGUGCUCAAGGCUGGAUUUGAGUUGGUGUCUGUGGACGGAGUCUCCCUGCGAGGAGUUACCCAUCAGCAUGCUGUGGACGCCAUCCGAAAAGCCUUCAGCAAUAAGGCCAAAGACCCCAUGGUGUUUGUGGUCAAAGUCCCCAAAAACCUUUGAGAGGAGACUUGAGACACAUGAAUUCAGAACAAUGUCCUGUGAUCACCAGCAUAUGGGACCAACACAGAGACAGAGACAGGAAAACUCGAACACACCGAUGUGCUCUGAGGUCAGGUAUGUAACUGCCAUUCAUGUUAAACUUUGUCAAAGUCAGGAACGAUGACACGAGCAACUCGCUGAAAAACAAGUGACCAGACGAAGGCAGCGAGUCGCAGGUCUUCAGAUUAAACACAUAAACAAAUCCUCAAACACAGAUGCAGCAAAAUGAGCUUUGUUGUCAAAGCCUGGAACAACGGUACUCCUGAUGCCUUGCUAUCUUACUUGUCACAGCCCGUCCAGAAAAUUAUUUUUACAUUUUAUUUUAACAUCCAGGUUUCCAUAAAUCAUAGAUCAACAGUGUGUCUCUACUUCUGAUGACAAACGGUAACCCGAGUGCCUUUAAAAGCCCCAUGUUAAGCCUGUGUUGUUAAGUUGGCUUGCAAUCUACACGUUAACCUGCAGGGGGCAGACACGAGCUGUUCAGACGCAUUUCUGCUCCUGGCAGCAGCAGAAUGAAACCUUAAACAAACCUUAAAAUGUGGCCCAAAAUGUGAACGAAAUGAGUACUGCAGGAAAAAUAAACCAGGCUGCCAUUGUAGAGAACUGCAAUCCAGAUAAAACUGUUAUUUUCCUGUGAAAUAAAAUAUAUAUAUAUAAAAAA
Messenger RNA from Scatophagus argus, 3809 nucleotides. Its product is annotated as PDZ domain-containing protein 7-like. The transcript is spliced from 18 exons. Lineage: Eukaryota; Metazoa; Chordata; Actinopteri; Scatophagidae. Gene Ontology annotation, biological process: auditory receptor cell stereocilium organization; sensory perception of sound. Bases 461 to 3109 code for a protein of 882 amino acids. The record is from RefSeq and is a predicted model, not a curated record. Gene Ontology annotation, cellular component: stereocilia ankle link complex; cilium; plasma membrane. Gene Ontology annotation, molecular function: protein binding.